Molecule: messenger RNA, 915 nt
Organism: Talaromyces marneffei
Lineage: Eukaryota; Fungi; Ascomycota; Eurotiomycetes; Eurotiales; Trichocomaceae
Exons: 2
Coding region: 1-915 (304 amino acids)
Cellular component (GO): striated muscle dense body; nucleolus; catalytic step 2 spliceosome
Molecular function (GO): actin filament binding
Source: RefSeq, a predicted model, not a curated record
AUGGUAAAACCACUAUCCUUUAAAGGCGACAAAAAGACCAAAAAACGAAAACACCGCCAAGACGACGAGUCGAACGAGUCGAAACGUACUCCUACAGACCUAAUCGCACACGAACAACACGAAGAACAGAACACCACAACAGAAGACGACCAAAACUGGGUUUCCGCCGAUGUACCCAGCGAUAUCAGCGGUCCCGUCGUGAUUGUAUUGCCGUCCACACCCAUACCGACCUGUAUAGCCUGCGACGCGAAUGGCGCCGUGUUCGCGAGCGAGCUCGAGAAUACGAUUGAUAAUGACCCGCGAACCGCGGAGCCGCAUGAUGUGCGACAGGUAUGGGUUGCAACGAGGGUAGCGGGCACAGAAGGUUUUAGUUUCAAGGGCCACCAUGGGCGAUAUCUGAGUUGCGAUAAAUACGGCAUUCUGAGCGCAACGGCAGCGGCAAUAUCCCCCUUUGAAUCUUUCAUUGCGAUCCAACCACCUGAUACACCUGGCAUGCUCGCAUUGCAGACUCGAGGCGGCGAGUCGGAUACCUUUAUCACCAUUACCGAGAAACCCUCCACCACCUCCAAUAAUACGACGCGAAGAUUAAUCAAUUCCGAAGAUGGUGACGAAGACGAUAAAGAUUCAAAGGAGAAUGGGAAUAAAAAGAUUGAAGUUCGCGGCGAUGCAAACUCGAUAUCGUUUUCGUCUACGCUUCGAAUCAGGAUGCAAGCGCGCUUCAAACCUAAACUUAAAGCUUCGAAGGAGAGUAAAGCGAGAGAAAAGAUAUCAAGGAAGGAAUUGGAGGCUACUGUGGGGAGAAGGUUGGAGGAUCAUGAGGUUAAGAGACUGAAGAGGGCGAGGCGGGAAGGGAAUUAUUACGAGGAGGUGUUGGAUGUGAGGGUCAAGGGGAAACAUGAUAAGUUUGCCUCAUAA